This is a messenger RNA of Cydia splendana, 1346 nucleotides long. RefSeq names its product zinc finger protein 59-like. Gene Ontology annotation, molecular function: zinc ion binding. The transcript has 8 exons. The coding region runs from base 87 to 1301 and encodes 404 amino acids. Gene Ontology annotation, cellular component: nucleus. Gene Ontology annotation, biological process: positive regulation of transcription by RNA polymerase II. Lineage: Eukaryota; Metazoa; Arthropoda; Insecta; Lepidoptera; Tortricidae. The record is from RefSeq and is a predicted model, not a curated record.
GUUUUGAUCAGUUUUGUUAUUGAUUACAUUGUAAAUAUUACUCUUAUUUUUAAGAAAACGAGUAGACAAUAUUUUUAACUAUUCCAAUGAGCUCAAUUCAGCUAGCAGAGUAUGUUUUAUGGAAGUCCAUUAAGCAAAAACGCGAAGAUGAAUACGAAAAUCAAGAAUCACAGUUUUCAUUAAGAAAAUCUGACGAGAUUGUAUUUCCGAAUGAGAUGAUUUGCAGAGUCUGCACUAGCCCUGCCGACAUACCUAUCACAAGCAAAAUUGAUGGAAUUGAUAUUUCGUGUGCAAUUAGAACUGUAUCUUAUGUUUGGGUAAGUAGUGCAGAUUCUUACCCGAAAUAUAUCUGUAAGAACUGCUUAGAAGAACUGAAAGUGGCCUUAUCCUUUAAGAAAAAAUGUGAGGCUUCAGAUUCAUGGUUUCGCCAAACACAAUCCAGAAAAGCUUCUUCAGAUUCAUGGUUUCGCCAAACACAAUCCAGAAAAGCUUACAAUCAUGCCGCCUCAAUAGUGAAGCAUGAUUUCACCUUUAUCAUUAAUCAAAUGAUGGAAAGAAGAUCCAGCCGGCUUGCUAUUAAGAGAGAACAUGGGAGUAGUAAAAGUAAGAAAGUCAAUGUAUGGGGUCUUAGAGAAACCAAUGUAGGAAUUAAAGACACAUCUAAGAAAACAAUAAAAUGCCAAAGGUGCGACCUCACAUUUGAUUCAAAGGAUUUGUUGAAAGAGCACCGUGUCAAACAAAACUGCAUUUGUCCUCCUUGUCCAAUAUGUGGGAAACUUGUCUCUAACCUGGGAAGACACAAGAAAACUGUACAUUUGCGGACUGAGAAGUACACCUGUCACAUUUGUGGCAAAAUAUGCUACACAGCAGGGUCAUUGAGGAAUCACUUGUUAUUACACUCAGAUAAAUGUAAUUUCCCCUGCCCAUUGUGUCCAUACAAAGGCAAGCAGCAGGCUUACCUAACUCUUCACAUGAGAAUACACACAGGCGAGAGGCCCUACUUGUGUUCCGAGUGUCCUGCAAAGUUCGUCAACCCAAGCAACCUGAGGAAACAUCAGCUCACACAUUCUAGUAAAAAGUUUGAGUGUAGUAAAUGCAAGAAACAAUUCCGGUUAAAGAAAUCACUACAGGAACAUUAUGACGCUGCCCAUUUAAAUGUUAGAUAUAGAUGCACUGUUUGCGGUCGCGAUUUAUGGACAAGGCGGAAACUGCUGAGUCAUGAGUUAAGAGUACAUAACCGAGAAAAACAUAAGUUGUAUAAAGAAGUGCAUAAAGUUGUCCUCAAUGAUAAAAAUGAUUGAGUAUAAUAUAGUACAUGUAUACUCAGAACUUUCUUUUAUUUAUAC